This is a messenger RNA of Naegleria fowleri, 1635 nucleotides long. RefSeq lists its product as uncharacterized. The transcript has a single exon. NCBI's taxonomy places the organism in Eukaryota, Heterolobosea, Eutetramitea, Acrasida, Naegleriidae. Gene Ontology annotation, molecular function: ATPase activator activity; double-stranded DNA binding. Gene Ontology annotation, cellular component: transcription factor TFIIH core complex; transcription factor TFIIH holo complex. The coding region runs from base 1 to 1635 and encodes 544 amino acids. Gene Ontology annotation, biological process: nucleotide-excision repair. The record is from RefSeq and is a predicted model, not a curated record.
AUGUCUUCAUUAUCAAGAGAGGCUCAAAGAAGUAUUUACGAAGGCUUGGAAUCAACGGAUAACAUCUUCUCGUAUAUUCUUGCAUUACCACCUUCUGAGUUGGACGCAUUGUAUGAUCAUACUUGGACAUGUAAAGCUGUGUUUAGAUUUCUUUCCGAUAUCGCAAAGCAAUAUGUGAUGAGAAUGUUGUUUUGCGCAGAAAUACCUCGCAAGCAAAUACAACUAGAUGUACCAAAAAAAUUAACUAAUUUAUCAGGAUAUUUAGAUAGUAGUACAGGAUCAAAGAAAAAUCAAGAACAAGAUCAAAAAGCACUCUUAAAGCAAAUUCAAGAUGCUCACGAAAACGCUUUAGCUCAAUUGAUAACAUAUAGAAUUAUUAGCCUUGUUUAUAGCGAAACGCACAAGGAAGAGUUUUUUGUUAUGAAUAGUCAUUUCCAACAAACAUUUAGGAAAUUAGUCAGUAGUACUACUCAUAACUUGGUACCUACAAGUUCUCAUAGCCAUCAUCAUCAUCGAAAGAACCGAGAGUCAUCAAAGGAAAACACAGAUCACAUAACUGACGAGGGUGAUCACAACGAUGCUGAAUCGGAGUUGGAGCCAAAGAAGAAGAAACGAAAAAAACAUAAGCCUAAAGACUUAGACCCCGAGUUUCUUCAAGAGUACUCAAAGAGAAAAUGGGAGAACGUUCUAUUAUAUCUUGUUGGAACUGCAGUUGAAACAGAGCAAUCCUUUUCAGAAAAUGUUAAAGAAUUGCUCAAAUGCUCCCAACUUAUCAAAAGAUCACAAUCAGUUAAAAUCACAAAUGAAGGAUUCCAAUUUUUGCUUCAAGAAACCAAAGUUCAGGUUUGGAAGCUAUUGAAACAAUAUUUAGAAACAGCACAUGGAAGAAAUCAAAGCAAAACUGAAAUCCUUAACUUUAUUUUUGAAUUGGGAUUUUUAGAAAUUGGAAAAGAAUAUAGUAGCAAGGAUUUAACACCAACUCAAAAAAGCGUGCUCGUAGACUUUAAUGACCUGGGCAUAAUCUAUCUUCCAAGAGACAAGAAGACGAGAAUUAAGGAUAAAUAUUAUUUCCCAACUCCAUUGGCCAAGAACUUGACAGUGUCCGUUUCAACAAGUUAUGAUUCUGUAACUUCUUUUGGAGUUUCAAAUAAGGAAACGGGAAGUGGUUACAUUAUUGUAGAAACUAAUUACAGAGUCUAUGCCUACACAAACUCCCCUCUGCAAAUCGCUCUCCUUUCAUUAUUCAUUUUUCCAGAAUAUCGUCUACCAAAUCUGAUAGUUGGUCUAAUCACUAGAGCUACCAUUAGAGAAGCCCUCAAGAAUGGAAUUACUGCUCACCAAAUUUUACAAUUUUUAAGGUUGAAUGCUCAUCCAAUUAUGAGACAGAAAAAACCAGUUAUUCCCGACACUGUUUCGGAUCAAAUUAUUUUAUGGGAAAAGGAGAGAAAUAGAUUGAAAAAGACACAAAGUGUAGUUUAUGACAAGUUUACCAGUAUCAAAGAUUUGGAAAAUACUAUUGAAUAUGCAAAGAGUAUUGGUGCAUUGCUGUGGAGCAGUACUGAGCAAAUGAUGCUUAUUUGCAGAAGGGAUAAGCAUGAAUUGAUGAAAAGGUUCAUCUCCGCUCACACCCAUUAA